UGUACGGUAGGCCAUAUUUGACAGUGGCACUAGUCUAGCGAAGUGAGUGCGUGAAGAUCGCUCUUCGUUCGACGGUCCGCGAUUCGACAACCUGUGUAAAUACUCGCGAUCCUACGCAUAGAACGAGAGGAGUCUCAGAGACGUAGGAAAUUACAUACACAUAAAAAAAAAAAAAAUAUACACGAUGAGUUCUGCAUUUCCGGAGGGCGCACCCAUUUACGGGCCCUUUUUCGGAGUAAUGGGCGCUGCCUCUGCCAUUAUAUUUUCCGCUCUGGGAGCAGCUUAUGGCACAGCCAAAUCAGGUACAGGCAUUGCAGCGAUGUCUGUUAUGAGGCCAGAACUUAUCAUGAAAUCUAUCAUUCCUGUUGUCAUGGCGGGUAUUAUUGCCAUUUAUGGAUUGGUAGUGGCGGUUCUUAUUGCCGGUAAUUUAAACGAACCACCAAUUUACACUCUUUAUAACGGUUUUGUCCACCUGGGUGCUGGCUUAGCCGUAGGUUUUUCUGGUUUAGCUGCAGGAUUUGCCAUUGGUAUUGUGGGAGAUGCGGGUGUAAGAGGCACUGCACAACAGCCUCGCCUCUUUGUCGGUAUGAUCUUAAUUCUCAUCUUCGCAGAAGUAUUGGGUCUUUAUGGUCUCAUCGUUGCCAUUUAUUUGUACACAAAAUAAACAGCGCGUAGAGGCAAGAAUGCAAGACUUGUCGCCUGCAACCAACAACGCUCCCCAACUAUUAAAUAUUGCAACUUGUUUCAACAUUUUACUUAAUCAUAUACACACAUUACUUCGUUCAUACCCGCAUCGCCUCACAUGCGCAUACUUCUGUAAUGUUAUAUUCAACUCCAUAUGUUAGAACUCGUGCAUUUAACGUCUACACAAAUCAUAACGUGAAAGAUGUAUCUAUCGGAAGUACUGCAAUACAAGCAUGGCUGCGGCAAGUCGAGAAACGAAUGAUCUAAUUGAAUGAAUUAUUUCGAUCUUACGAAAGUAGGACGAAAUUUAAUUAAAAGAAAAUGUGAAAAUUCACAGGCGACAGGGAAUUACAUAGAGGAGAAAAAAAAAAUUACCCCAUGUCCCACGACGAAACAUUUCUCUCACUGUAUAGUAAUCAUUUCUAGCGUAGUUUGACAUUGAAUUAUCAAUUAAAAUAAUCGGCUCUACUGAAUGUAUAAAGAUGAGAAUGUUAUUCAUAAAAGAAUACUUAGCACAAUUAUAAUAUUAAACGUAAUUGAAGUGGCAGUAUACAGCAUGUAACAAAGUACGAGAAAACGAAAGUACAUUGUUAAGAGGGAAAAAGGCCAACAACAAAUGUUUGAAUUAUUAUGCGUGUAAAAGACGGCAUAAUAUAUACGGUCGUUGUACAGUGAUGGUUCUGUAAAAAAAAAAAAAAAAAAAAAAAAAAAAAAAAAUAAUAAAAAAAUAAAAAAAAAAAAAUAAAAAGAAAAUAAAAAAAAACAGAAUUCGUACAACCGAGAGAGGAUGCAAGGGGGACAAAGAAUGGUGUGUUAAGAGAGAGCGAGAGAGAGAGAGCGAGAGAGCGAGAGAGAGAGAGAGAGAGAGAGAGAGAGCGAGAGAGAGUCAGCGGAAGAAGCGUGAAUGUAUUAAGUAAAUAAAAAAAAAAAAAAAAAA
Messenger RNA from Vespa velutina, 1621 nucleotides. It is a transcript of the gene Vha16, whose product is annotated as V-type proton ATPase 16 kDa proteolipid subunit c. The record is from RefSeq and is a predicted model, not a curated record. Gene Ontology annotation, molecular function: proton-transporting ATPase activity, rotational mechanism. Gene Ontology annotation, biological process: proton transmembrane transport. The transcript has 3 exons. Bases 185 to 664 code for a protein of 159 amino acids. NCBI's taxonomy places the organism in Eukaryota, Metazoa, Arthropoda, Insecta, Hymenoptera, Vespidae. Gene Ontology annotation, cellular component: proton-transporting V-type ATPase, V0 domain.